This is a messenger RNA of Myxocyprinus asiaticus (Chinese sucker), 4224 nucleotides long. RefSeq lists its product as uncharacterized. Gene Ontology annotation, molecular function: DNA-binding transcription factor activity; zinc ion binding. Bases 54 to 2276 code for a protein of 740 amino acids. Lineage: Eukaryota; Metazoa; Chordata; Actinopteri; Cypriniformes; Catostomidae. The transcript is spliced from 10 exons. The record is from RefSeq and is a predicted model, not a curated record.
GCGGGUUACCGUUUAGCUACUAGCCUCUCUGUAAUGUAUAAGGGAAUUAAAUAAUGGGGAGCAUCGAAACUUUCGCGUCUUUGGAUCAUUUUAGUGCAUAUCUUCGACAGUAUGAAGAGGACACUAAAACAAAGUUCAUCGUUCUGAAGAGCGACCGAUCAUUUGGAAAAAGUGAUCAGACCGUGGAGAAACAGCUAAACUGGGAGGUGAAGACGGUCCCUUUCAACGGCAUACCUUUUAAGGUUAUUGGGAAAAAAACGUAUAUAUGUCACCAAGGAAGAGACAAGCAUGCCAAAGCAAAACAGAGACGCGAGGAGACAAAAGCACAAUGUCUCAAAGAGGACCAUUCAAGUGUUAAAACAAGACGUUUGAUGCAACCAACUAAAAAAAUGGGUUGUCCUGCAACCAUAUAUGUAUCUCAUAUUGUGAAAUUUCCAGAUUAUUUGAUAACUGAAGACAACCCUAACCAGAAACGUGACAAAUCAUCUGCCUUAAGAGAAGCUCUUAAAAAAGAUCCAUCGCAGGUGCGCUCGGAGGAAAUGUUUGCAGCCUGUUUCCCAAAUAUUAAGGAUCAUCAAAACCACCCAAUUGCUGUAAAGGCAACCACAGACAUUUUGAACAUCAUUCAAAAGAUAAAGACAGGGAACAGGACAUCCAGCACAGACCAUCUUAAUCUACAGGCCUUGGUAAACAAAUGGAACGAAGAGGGCUAUGCUAUUGAGUACAGACCCGCUCAGGAGAAGGGUGGUACCAUGUCGAAGUUGCUGCUGUGCAUGCAGAUGCCUUGGCAGAGGAGGCUUAUGUUGCUGUAUGGACAACAGAUCUGCUUACUGGAUGCAACCUAUCGAACAAGCAGAUAUUCAGUGCCGCUCUUCUUCUUGUGGGUGAGGACAAAUGUCAACUAUGCUGUUGUUGGAGUGUUUAUAACUCAGACUGACACUAAAGAGGACAUCGCAGAUGCCUUGAAAGUGUUUCAGAAUUGGAAUUCAGACUGGAAUCCCUCACACUUCAUGGUGGAUUUCCGUGAGGCAGAAAUUGGUGCUCUAGAAGAGGUGUUUAAGGGCUCUAAAGUGCUCCUUUCUGAUUUUCACCGAGAGAAGGAAUGGGUGGAGUGGACAAGAAUAAAGGACAAUGAUGUGACAUGCCAGAAAGAAGUUCUUACACUUCUGCGGGCCAUAGCAGAUGCUCAGACAAAAGAAGAGUUUCAGAACAGCACCGUUACCCUCAAACAACACCCUGUCUGGCAGACCAAUGAGAAGCUCAGAAGAUGGUUCUCCAGCAAAUGGCUUUCUCAAGCAGAGAGAUGGUUAAAAGUGUUCAAAAAUGAGAACCUUAAGUUGGUCCUCUACACAAAUAACGGGGUGGAAAGGCAAAAUGAAGCUUUGAAGCAUUCAUACCUGGAGGGGUAUAGAAACUGCAGCCUGAGCGAAACACUGAUCGUGAUAGUGAGAGACCUCCUGCCAAGAUCCUAUCAGAAGUAUGUUGAAUUGAAUGUCAAAUGCUCAAGUGGCUAUCGCAAAUACAGCGCAAAUGUGCCUUGUUAUCUAAGGGACAGGCCAAGAAUGAUCGCUCAACACAUCAUGGCGAGGCACCAAGAGUCCCUGCUUUUCAAUAUAAGUGACAUAACUUCUGCUGACAAGGCUGUCUUCAAUGUUAAAAGUCAGACUUCACAAGAAGAAUAUCAGGUGAACUUCGGAAGUGAUGAGCAGAUGCCCUCAUGCACAUGCCUGGACUGGCAGGAAAAUCUUCUCCCAUGCCAGCACUUUUGUGCUGUAUUAAACUUAGUUCCCGGCUGGAAUUGGGAGAACCUAAGCUCCAUGUACAGGCAGAACCCUUUCUUCACUCUGGAUGAAGUUUGCCUGGGACACUCCGGGACACUUCCUGUAACUUCCUCUGCUGAUCUUCAUUUAGCGAGGCAAAGAGCAGAGGUUCUGAAGAAGAAACGGAAUAAAAAGACUCCAGAGAAAGGCAGCUCUACUCAACCACCUGCUCUUCCCUCAGGCACCAUCCUAACCACCCCUAGUUUCCAAGCACAGAAACUGCAAAAGUGUGGUAGCUUGUUAAGGGAGAUAACUGAUCUGACAAGCCACUUACAAGAUGAGACUUUUCUCGAUUCAGUAAUUGAUCGCCUUACUGAUCUUUUAGAAGACGUGAGACACCACACUCCCCAUAACGACACUCUUGACCUUUCCUACACACCACCGUCCAAGAAAUGGUGUUCAGUUUCCACCAGGCAUCCAAAUCCACUUAGCACAGUCCCGAAGACAUUGUGCUAAGUGGUGCGAGCAAGUCCCUACAAGUGACAUUUGAACUACGUAGCACAUUACUUCCCUUAAAUGUCUUGAUUUCAGCCUGUUGUCAAACUUUAUAAGCAAGUUACUUUGUUACACAACAUCUCAAAUUGCUGUUUAUUUCCUUAAAAGAGCUUUAUAAAAUGUUAUUGUUCACUUAUUUGUAUGAUUGAUUAUUGUGGGCAAACCCAUCUCUACCAUUACUAGUGCUUGACAUGGACAUUUGUAUUAAAGACAUUGUUCAUUUUUGGGUGAACUUUCUCCCAUCAUUUACUUACCCUCAUGCCAUCCCAGAUGUGUAUGACUUUCUUCAGCAAAACACAAACAAAUGUUUUUAGAAGAAUAUCUCAGCUCUGUAGUUACAUAUAAUGCAUGUGAAUGGUGAUCAAACGUUUGUAGCUCCAAAAACAAAUAAAGGAAACAAAAGUAAUCCAUAUGACUCCUGUGUUUAAAUCUAUAUCUUCUGAAGCGAUAUAAUAGGUGUGGGUGAGAAACAAGAUUAAAAUCAAGUCCUUUUUUUUUUAUUUUUUACUCUUAAUCUCCACUUUUACAUCUGAAAGUCACAUGUGGUGCCGGUUUAGUUUCACUUUCACAUCUUAGUUAAAGUGGAGAUUUAGAGUAAAAAAGGACAAAUAUUGUUCCGUUUCUCACUGACACCUAUUAUAUCGCUUCAGAAAAUAUGGAUUUAUGUUUCCUUUAUGUGAUUUUUGGAGCUACAAAAGGUCUGAUCACCAUUUAUUUGCAUUGCCCCUGCCCCAUGUAGAAUAAAAUAGCUUACUGAUAUGAUUAGAGUCUUCAUCUCAUGUAAGCUGUCAUGAUUUUAUACAUAUGUUUUAAAAUAAACAUUCAUUGGAGUAAAAUUUAAUUGGUAAAAAAAAAUAACUGUGCACCUUUAAAAUCAAUACCUUUUGCACCAGGGCACUAACCAGAGUGCUGAGUGGUAGGACACAGUGAAGCUUAAGAUCUAAAAGACAAUAUGUGGCCAGUCUGAGCUUUUGAAAACAGUAGAGUCACUCAAACCAUAUAAUCCCUUGCCAUGUCAUCUCACAGUUCACUGAUAUUGAUCAAAGCUGCUUUUUAAAGAUACAAACAUUUUCCUCAUUUUGCAUCACCAGUCCCACGGGGGUAGAAAGGAAAAAUCUGUCAGAGCUAGGACUUGAACUCGGGUCUCAGGAGUCUCAACCCUUGAGCCACUGGAGGAUAGUGAACCCAAUAGUAAGACGCACUAAGAAGUUGAGGUGCAGAAGAUAUUUUAAUAAAAAGUUCAGGCAACAGAAAUCCACAGCUGGAGCAAAAAACAGCAAAAGUAAUCCUCAAACUAAACCAGUCCAAAAAUGGCAUUCCCCAAAUGCAUAAAAAAAAAAACACCAAAAAGUUAAAGCAAAAAAACUCCAGAGGAGAAAGUCCACAAGAAAUAAAACAGUGAAGGGGAAAAAUCCUAGGGCAGAGUUAAUCAAACGUUUUGAGUGAACACUUACUCGGUAUCUGGCUUCUGGACAACUAAACACCAAACAAAGAAACUAGGAGACAGAGUAACUUAAAUACAUGGGCUAAAUGACACACGUGAACUUAAUUACACUGAUUACAAAUAGAGACGCUAGGUAUAAGAGCACCAGGAGGAACUCUAGAGGCCAAAACAUAAACACAAGCAAAACACUGACAAAAUCGACAGAAACUUUUUAACUAAAAUUACAUUUAUCACUAAGUGUUUUGAAAUAAAUAAAUAAAUUAUGAGCCCAGAGUUGUAAAGCUUAAGUUUCAAACACAAAAAAAAACAAAAAAAGCACCAGAAAGCAGCAUGAUAUUCAAUGAUCUGAUUACAAGAAUUUAAAAUGUAAUUCAUCUCACUACUCUUUGAAUAAAAAAUGAAUAAUUCUGUGAACACUUUAGUUAAUAGUAUCGCUUCUGGUGAUCCAAAGGCCAUUUGCACCAA